Molecule: messenger RNA, 348 nt
Organism: Aphanomyces invadans
Lineage: Eukaryota; Oomycota; Saprolegniomycetes; Saprolegniales; Verrucalvaceae
Exons: 1
Coding region: 1-348 (115 amino acids)
Source: RefSeq, a predicted model, not a curated record
AUGGCCACGACAGCAUGCACAAAGGACAAGCGUCGAUACCCCGUCAAGGAGGAGUUGACCAAUUUGCGGGUCGAGGCAUGGCACCUCGAGACAAAACUGAUGGGCCUCCAGCGCCUCCACCUCGGGUCCGUGUGGAAGCAAGUGGCCCAUCACGAAGCUCACGCAAGACACAACGCGCUACAGGAAAACGCUGCCCUGAAACAGGAGCUCGACGUGGCGUCCCAAUGGAUCCACGAUAUGCAGUCGACGGCGGCGCCGUUGACUGCCACCACGCCGUUUGUGCCCACAAGCCCUUCGCUCUACUGCUGCGAACACAGCAACCAGACCCACGGCGACCAGCACGCAUAA